Molecule: messenger RNA, 6249 nt
Organism: Mugil cephalus (flathead mullet)
Lineage: Eukaryota; Metazoa; Chordata; Actinopteri; Mugiliformes; Mugilidae
Gene: nfatc1
Product: nuclear factor of activated T cells 1
Exons: 11
Coding region: 1050-3674 (874 amino acids)
Biological process (GO): cytokine production; calcineurin-NFAT signaling cascade; regulation of transcription by RNA polymerase II
Cellular component (GO): transcription regulator complex
Molecular function (GO): DNA-binding transcription factor activity, RNA polymerase II-specific; transcription factor binding; RNA polymerase II cis-regulatory region sequence-specific DNA binding
Source: RefSeq, a predicted model, not a curated record
UCAGUCCUGCGUGUCGGAUGACUGGGUGCAGGACUUGAUUUUUAUAUAGUGCUUCUAUGCAAGUAUGGAUAAUUAUGUGUUUUGUUCCCCCGCAGACCUGCAGUCUGUCAGGAGGAAAAGCAAUUAUUUGCCUUUGCAAUAACUUCAGACGCCCAGUGCAAGAUCUGAAGGAAUUUUUUUUUAUGUUUUAUAUGCGUCUCACUCUUAGAGCUUUACGUCCAGGCCUGUUUCAGCUUGUAUCGUCUUCUUCUUCUUCUUCUGUUGCUGCUGAGGGUGCCGAACAUCCUGCUGUAGACCAGAUGAUGAACGCCUCUUAAAGGGUUAAAAUGGCAGCAGUCUCGUGUAAAGUGUUCCUGAUGAUUAGCGUGCACAUAAAUCUUGAUUUAGGAGAUUCCACGCGCGGUGUCUUACAGCAGCAGAAGCAGCAGCAGCAGCGUGUUGAUGAGCGCUUUGUGGACGAUGCCAAGAGGAGCAGAUACUGCAAAUAAAAGUUUUUCUAAUUGGCCUCUUUCACCUCCGGAAAACCCCAAAGUGAGUUUGUGAGAGGAUCUCCACCGGACCCGUCUGGCUGCCGGAAGCACAUGCGUCAGAUCGGUGCGGGGCGGCGCGUCUCCGGCGCCGAGGUGAUCCCCGCAUUUAAAAGCGCAGAAGUUCUCCGUGCGCCCGAGCAGUGCGUCACAGCGAGCCAGCGGAGCAAGGAUCCCCCAACACAUCCCUGCUCAGACGCGAACAUCGCCUGAGGACGAACUGUUUUCAAUACGUUGAUGCGCUCCUUUUUUGUUGUUGUUGUUGUUGCUUUUAAAUAAUAAUCCUUUUGGAUGCGGUAUAUGUUUUUUCUUUUUAUUUUUUUUUGUCUUUUUUUAAAAAAAAAAUAACACAGUUGUUGAUGUUUUUUAUUUUCUAACUGCGUGACGCGGCGAGAGAGGACCCUGAGCAGCAGCUGGGGAAUACACUCCGCUUUAUGGAUAAGGACUCGUCUGCAGCUGUACUCAGAGUUUGAUCUCAGUCGCUGCUCUGCUCACGGGAUAAAAAAAAAAAAAAAAAAAAAAAUGAAAUCUGCGGAAGAGGAUGCAUAUGGCUACACGCCAAAUGUCAGUCUCUCCCUCCCUCUGGGCAACCCUUGUCUUCCUUCGCAGUACCACAGCCUCCAGUCCAGCCCCACCAUAUCUGUUUCUGUCAGCGAGCCCCACAGCUACGACGCUCAGGAUGACCUGAGAGCGGCCGGCUACUACUCCUCCUCAAACGUCCGGCCGAACGGGGCUCCGACCCUGGAGAGCCCUCGCAUCGAGAUCACGGCCUACGGUCAGUUUCCUGAGGAUGAGGUGGAGGAGAGCAGCCUUCCUGUUACCAAGCGAACCAACUCCAUAGUGACGCUAACCCUCCCCAGCGGAGACGGUUACCGUGACCCCAGCUGCCUGAGCCCAGCCAGCAGCGUCUCGUCCCGCAGCGGCCUCUCCGACGCAUCCUCCUACGAGUCGAGCUUCUCCUACAACUACGACAACUCUCCCCAGAACUCCCCCUGGCAGUCUCCCUCGGUGUCCCCCAAGGGCUCCACCCUCGCCCUCCCCGGCGACGGCUGCGCAUCCGGCGCCUCCCCCCGCCACUCCCCCUCCGCUUCCCCUCGCACGAGCAUAACGGACGACACCUGGAUGGGCCAGCGCGGCUCCAGGCCCAACUCGCCUUGCGGCGCCAAGAGGAAGUACAGCUUCAACGGCGGCGGGGCGGCGCACAAGCACUUCCCGUAUUCGCCCAACCACUCGCCGGGACUGUCCCCGCACACCUCCCCUCGCCUCAGCAUCACAGAGGAGUCGUGGCUGCCAAACACCAACCAGUACACCAACUCUGCCAUCCUGGCUGCCAUCAACGCCUUGACCACAGAUGGAGUGACCGACCUCGGCGAGGGAAUCCCCAUAAAGGCCCGGAAAACCGGCAUGGAUCACAGCCCCGCGGUCAGCCUGAAGCUGGAGCCCGGAGGCGAAGAGCUGAGUCCCGGGGAGCUGAGUCAGAAUGAGCACCCUGCGAACCCCCUGCCCUUAAAGAAGGAGGGCUACUGUGGAGGAUUCCUGGACGUGCCCCAGCACCCGUACUCCUGGCCAAAGCCAAAGCCAUACGUCAGCCCAUCAUUGCCGGCUCUCGACUGGCAGCUGCCGUCCAGCUCGGGGCCGUACAGUCUGCAGAUCGAGGUGCAGCCCAAGUCCCACCACCGAGCCCAUUACGAGACGGAGGGCAGCAGGGGAGCGGUGAAGGCUCUGGCGGGAGGACACCCAGUCAUUCAGCUCCACGGCUACAUGGAGAGCGAACCCCUGAUGCUGCAGCUGUUCAUCGGCACGGCUGACGACAGGCUGCUGAGGCCACACGCCUUCUACCAGGUCCACCGCAUCACGGGGAAGACGGUGUCCACCCAGAGCCAAGAGGCCAUGCACAACAACACCAAGGUGCUGGAGAUCCCCCUGAUGCCCGAGAACAACAUGAAGGCCAUAAUCGACUGCGCGGGAAUCUUGAAGCUGCGUAACUCGGACAUCGAGCUGAGGAAGGGGGAGACGGACAUCGGGCGCAAGAACACGCGCGUGCGGAUGGUUUUCAGAGUCCACAUCAGCCAGGCCACGGGGAGAACGGUGUCUCUGCAGGUGGCAUCGAACCCCAUCGAGUGCUCCCAGAGAUCCGCCCAGGAGCUGCCGCUGGUGGAUAAGCAGAGUCUGGAGACGUGUCCCGCCUCCGGAGGGGAGAGGAUGCUCCUCGACGGGCACAACUUCCAGCACGACUCCAAGGUGGUGUUCGUGGAGAAGGCUCAAGACGGUCACCACCUCUGGGAGACUGAGGCCAAGAUCGAGAGAGACGCCUCGAAGCCCAACUCGAUCCUCGUUGAAAUCCCUCCCUACCGAAACCAGAGACUCUCCACCCCGGUCCACGUCAACUUCUACGUCUGCAACGGCAAGAGGAAACGGAGCCAGUACCAGCACUUCACCUACGUCCCUGCCAGCGUUCCAACCAUAAAGACGGAGCCGCGGGACGACUUCGACGCCCCUCUGGUGUGCUCCCAGCACAGCCCCGCUGUGUCCCUGCACCCAAAGCCAUACUACCACUCGCAGGCCAUGACCUCGAUGAUGACCUCUGACCUCAGGUCAUGUGUGGUGGGUGGGGCGUACUCUGUCACCCAGCAGAGACUCGUAGCGAAGCCCUCCUCGCUGACCUCCUCUUCCUCUCCAAGCACCAGCCCCAAACUGCACGACCUCUCCCCGCCGCCCUUCUCCAAGUGCCUCUCUGCCGGCCCAGGAGUCCAGCAGCCGGGGCCGCAGUCGCCGGUGCCCCACGUCUCCAUCAUCCAGGAGACUCCAGGGCGCUACCAGCCGGCCAACCUCUACCCGCCCAGCAGCGCCUCCUCCUCCCCGACCUCGCAGCCGUCCACCCCGACCGACGCUCCCUUCUCUCCGGGCCACUGCAUGACGCCGGGCCAGCCGGUCAGCGGCAGCACCAGCCCCGGGGGGGCGUCCCAGGGGCAGCACCCAAAGGCGCCGGAGAGGGGGCGCCCCUCACUGCAGGAGGACGGGAGCCCCACGACGCUGGCCGUCAGCAUCAAACAAGAACCACAGGAGCUGGACCAGAUGUACCUCGAUGAUGUCAACGAGAUCAUCAGGAACGACCUGUCCAGCAUCUCCGUCCACAGCCACGCAUAAUUUCCCGUCCAAAGCGGAUGCAGGAAACUACAAAAAAGAAAAAAACAAAACAAAAAGGGAAGCACCAAACAAAUCUGACACUUUGCUUCACAUGCUCGGACUACAGCAUGCAGGAAGCAGAAAGAAGGAAAUGCAAAGAGAACAAUUGUAAAUGUAUUGUCCAGACGACCAGGGUCCAACGCGUGCCUUGUUUUUCAUAUAUAACUCCUUUAUAUAGAAGUUAUCUGAAGAAUAGAUGACACCUGUAAAUUAAACAUGUAGCAACCAAACCUGCCAACCCCAACACUUACGACAAAGCUUUUAGAGGACCAAGAUUUAUUUUAUAUGUCUGUCUUUUUUCUUUUUUUUUUUUUUUUUUUUGUCGCUGCGGUUUGUAAAUGAGUGCCUAUGAAUUAUGUCAUUUGUAUAUACAGUAUGUGUAGCGCUUCGGUUUGCAUAUCUGGCUUUACGGAGACACAGUUUAAACGAGAAGUGCCUUUUUGACUGGAAACUUAAAAAGAAAAAAAAAGAAAUAAGAAAAAAAAAGGAGUUCGGCUUUACAUGUUCAACCUCAACAUUUUAAAGCUGAGGAGGCUUUACUUUACGGCGAGCUCUCUGAACAGUGCACAAAUGUGACAAAGGGUGGCGUGAGGGCAGAGUAAUAGCAGCAGCAAACUGACAGAGUUACAGAGGUGGCAGCAACAGUCCCGAAUGUACUGAACUGAUCGAGGAGUGUUCUAUUUUGUCUUUGUAAAUCCUAGAGACGUUCAGAGAGAUUAACAUGAAUAAUUAACAACCAACAAUAAGCACUUAACCACUAAACGUGUGGUCUCAGGUCUUGUGAUUGUUCAGUUUAAGGUCCAGUGUGCAGGAUUUAAGAGAAUCUAUGAGCACAGAAAUAGAGCAUAAUAUUAAUAAUUAUGUUCUUAGAAUUAGCCCUUCAAACAUACAGAGUAGUGGUGCGUGGAGGUACUGCAGGGGGGUCGCAACAUUUUUGGUUGAUUAUACAUUUUUUGUGUAUAUAUAUAUAUUAAUUUUCCCCCACAAAUUUAAAUUUCUUUAAAUACACAUCAUCAUGAAUCCAACAUAUUUUACUAAAGGGAUGACAAAUAGCUUAAUAUUGAAUGCAAAACGACAAUAAUAAUGUAUGUUUAUAAAUAGCACUAGGGCAAAUUUAAUAUAAAGCACAUAUAUUAGGUUUAUGGGUCCCUACUUAAUCUCUCCAUCAGUUUACGGGUCCUUGGCCUGAAAAACGUUGAAGACCCCUGAUGCAAAUAGUGAUUUGAAGCAAUAAUUUGUAUUUUUGUUUUUGUUUUUGUAAAAGAAAAAUGGCUACAGGUAUUUUUGACAGCCAGCAUCUUUAAUUCCUUCAAACUAAAAUCGUUUUUAAAUGUUUACAUCAGUUUAGAGAAGUCCUCUCCCACUGAGUCCACCAUGUUUUUUUUUAUAGUAGACCAGAUAUAAAAAACUAACACUGGCUCUGGAGAUGGCCUCAUUCCUCUUUUUUGUACUCCUACAUGCUUGGAAGGAGAUGGCAAGGUGAGGGGUAUUCAUGGAUUGUAUAUAAAGACUGGUUUUGAGCUCAGUGUGAGGUUUUUGGCCUUUGCCAUCUUGGCAGCGCCUGACUCACAGCUGAGUAUGAGUCAAGCGGAUGAUAUCGAGACAGAGAAAUAGACUGAAUAUCGUCUAAAUGCUGGAGUUAUAUAAACAUUCAUCCAUGUAUAUUUGUUAUUAGAGAGGAAAUUAGCCAUAAAGACCUAAGGCCGGAGACGUGUUUUUUAUUUCUGUUUUAAAGAUGGUCUUUUUAAAAUAAACAUCUAUGGGGAUUGACUCCGCCCCCUGUUGGCCAUUUGACUAACUGCAGUUUCAUUUUGUUGCAAUCUACACCACCACCACUAGAUGCCCCUAAAUCCUACACACUGGUCCUUUAAGUUUACCAAUAUAUAAAAAAAUUAAAAAAAAAAACUUCAAACUGAUUUCUUAGGAUGUUUUAACAUUUUUAAUGUCACUUAUUUUCUCAACUUAUUUUCCAAAGAGAAUUAAAACAAACUGACUUGAAAACCUAACAAGGACUUGGGAGUAAACUGUUGGCUGCACUUUUAUCAGAGAAGGAAUCAUCUCAGUUUUGACAAAGCUUGACUUUUAUUACUCCCUGGAAGCUAUGCAACGCGCAGGUAGAAUUAGUCUCUCAAAGAAUGUAAACACCUACACUGAGAAGCUCUCAACUAAUCCAAAGAAUACUCCACGACAGAGGACAGCAAUACAAAUAUAUACAUUUUUAAGUGUUUGUUUUUGUAUUUUCAUAUUUAUUCUCUAAGCAUGUGCUCUGUUUAUUCAUGUUUAUCUUCUAUUACACGGUUACCUGCGUACUGUGGUUUAUGUGCUAAGUGGUUUGCGCUCUUGGAAAAAAACAAAUCGAAUGGGCUCACACGCUUGUUCCCGGUUUUUAUUGGUAUUUAUGAGUCUUAAUCUGUGUAACUGAAGAGCAUGAGAUAAGCCAUACGGAAAUGUUUACCCGGGAGGAUGUUGUCAAUCAGCGACUCAUAACUCAGCUUUGUGAUAUUUCAUUUGUCAAUAAAUAUGCAUUCAUCUCGUU